Molecule: messenger RNA, 892 nt
Organism: Hydra vulgaris (swiftwater hydra)
Lineage: Eukaryota; Metazoa; Cnidaria; Hydrozoa; Anthoathecata; Hydridae
Product: GTP-binding protein drn-1
Biological process (GO): signal transduction
Cellular component (GO): plasma membrane
Molecular function (GO): GTP binding; GDP binding; GTPase activity
Source: RefSeq, a predicted model, not a curated record
UUAAGGAAGUUAUUAUUUGAAGAUAUUCGCACAACAUUCAGCUAUUGUCAUUUUGUUUUGUUGUAAACAAAGAAGAUGUCAAGGUAGCGUCAACCUUUAAAUAAGACGAACUAUUUUACAUCUAAACUGAUUGAUGGAAGCACCAGUACACUGUCCACUUUGAAAAUCGCAUUGUGAAAUAAUGAGUCAUCCAAUUGUAGUAAAAAAAAAAUCAGAAUCUAAAUUUUUUUUCGCAGUUAUGAAAACAUCGAGAAUUCCACGAAAGUUUUCUGUUGCAUUUUAUGGCGAUAAAAAAGUUGGAAAAACAAGUAUUCUUCAACGAACAACAACUGGUUGCUACAAUAAAAAAUACAAACCAACGAUUUCAGAUAUCUUUGAGAUAGAAGUUCAAAAGCAAGACUGUUCGAAAACUCAUCUGACUGUUUAUGAUACUUCUGGAUUGCAUCCGUUCCCUGCGAUGAUGCGUGUUACUCUUUCUCAUUGUGACGCAUGUGUCAUUGUAUUCUCGUUGACAUCCGAAAAAACACUUUUGUUUGCAGAAAAUAAACUUUUAGAAAUUCAAAAAAUAAAAGGAAAAACUUUUCCAUGUAUACUGGUCGGAAAUCAAUCAGACAGCAGUAAACGCGAAGUAAUUUUUGAAAAGGCUUUAAGAUUAGCCGUAAAAUACAGCUGCUCGUACCUGGAAGUAUCAGCUGAACUAAAUAAAAAUAUUAGUGAACUAUUUUCCAGUAUUUUAAAAAAGAUAAAUAAUUAUGAAAGACAUUUUAAGAACUCAAACGCGUUUCAGAAACAUCGUUAUAAAAUGAUGUCAGAUUUGACAUUGUUGUAGCUUGAUGCCGAAUUCGACGUUGUUUUGUCUGUGCAAAAUUAUGUUGUAAAAGGUCAAUUAUAA